AACGAAUUUUUAAGAACUACAGGUAAAAGCUAACACAACAUUCACUUUGACUUUCACUUUGAAUCUGAUCAAUAUUUGUUCUUAAAAUCUACAUAGAAAUGGCAUCAAAAGGACGAAUAUAUCCUCGAGGUCCAUCUCGAAAAUCAUCAUCAUCAAUAUCAACAAUCAUAUUUGCAGUACUAAUCAUCUGUUCAUUUUUCGCAUUCGGUUUCGUAAUUCUUUCGAUUCCAAGAAGCUCAUCAAAUGUUCAUGAAGUCAACUCCAUUGUGCAACAUAAUUCUAUUGUUGACAGAAAUGAUAAUGUGGGAGAUAGAAUUGAUCAAUGGGUUGAAGUAAUCUCGUGGGAGCCUCGAGCGGUUGUUUAUCACAAUUUCUUGUCUCAGGAUGAAUGUGAGCAUCUAAUUAAUCUUGCUAAACCGCAUAUGGAGAAGUCGACUGUUGUCGAUAAUGAGACUGGAAAGAGCAAAGAUAGUAGGGUGCGUACAAGUUCUGGAACAUUUCUGGCCCGAGGGUAUGAUGAAACAAUCAAAGCCAUUGAAAAAAGAAUUGCAGAUUUCACUUUCUUACCUGUAGAAAAUGGGGAAGGACUGCAAAUUUUACAUUAUGAAGUUGGGCAGAAGUAUGAACCUCAUUAUGACUACUUCCUUGAUCAAUUUAAUGCCAAGAAUGGGGGUCAAAGAAUGGCUACAGUUCUAAUGUACCUCUCAGAUGUUGAGGAAGGUGGUGAGACGGUUUUUCCUGCUGCAAAAGGAAAUAUUAGCGCUGUGCCUUGGUGGAACGAGUUAUCUGAAUGUGGCAAAGAUGGGCUAUCAGUGAAGCCCAAAAUGGGAGAUGCACUGCUUUUCUGGAGCAUGAAACCUGAUGCAUCCUUGGACUCCUCAAGUUUACAUGGUGGGUGCCCUGUUAUUAAGGGAAACAAAUGGUCCUCUACAAAAUGGAUUCACGUCGAUGAGUACAAGGUCUAAUUUGGCUUCAGAAGGUUAUGGAUAUUAUAUCAGAAUUGACCUGUUGGAACAUGACGUCGGAUGUGUACCAAGCCCAGAUAAUUUGAUGUUACUUUCAUACGUAUUAAAUAUAUAUUCAUUCCAUAAUUUUGAUUCUUUUAACUUAACUACUAUAAAACGAAAGUCCGUAGUAACCAUUAUACUUACAGUCAUUUAUAAAGUUUAUAGCAUGGUUGAAAAACAUAACUAUCUAAGGAUUAUAUCAAUAUUCUUAACAUUCAGUGAAAGUCAAAGACUUUGUCGCAAA
Molecule: messenger RNA, 1251 nt
Organism: Erigeron canadensis
Lineage: Eukaryota; Viridiplantae; Streptophyta; Magnoliopsida; Asterales; Asteraceae
Product: probable prolyl 4-hydroxylase 10
Exons: 8
Coding region: 99-965 (288 amino acids)
Biological process (GO): peptidyl-proline hydroxylation to 4-hydroxy-L-proline
Cellular component (GO): endoplasmic reticulum
Molecular function (GO): iron ion binding; procollagen-proline 4-dioxygenase activity; L-ascorbic acid binding
Source: RefSeq, a predicted model, not a curated record